AUGGCGGAACAUCUUCUGCAAAGGUUUGCCGCCAUGGCCAGCACUAGUACUGCAGGGCCGCCUUCCUCGACAGCUACGUUAAGUCAGCGUGUUCAUCACGAACCAUUCGGCAAGUAUCCAGUGUACGGCCCCGGAUCCGGUCCGGAUAUAUAUGACGACGGUGGAGAGUUCUGGCAAGGUGAAACUGGUGCAGGAUUUUUUCCCGGAGGUGGACCUGCAUUGCCACCACCACCACCACCGCCAGCUCCGCCUUUUCCCUAUCGUGUUCCGUACGGAAAAUUCGGCAAACCUCGCUUCAAGGGAGCAUCGGUUGCAGUGCUUACCUUCAUUGGAUUUCUGUUCUUUCUCAGUGUACUGCAGAAUUACAUUCGUGAUUACUCCACUACUAAUACGCCUACGGUGAUCGUUGUUUCAUCCGGAGCGACCAAAGAAAACCCACAGCAAUAUCCGUUUCUUCAGAAGGCCGACUUGGAGCUCAGCCAGGAGUCGGAUGAUGAUGGUUACUCAAGCUACAAAUUGAAAGCGCCUCAACAUUCGCAUAGCAAGCGUCCGAAGAAUCACAAGCGACAGUCCCACAAUUCUGUGAAGACAACAUCGAAACAGCCUGCGUUCUCCGAUUUGAUCAGCGUAGGCGGGCAGGACAAGAGAAAAUAG
Molecule: messenger RNA, 654 nt
Organism: Wyeomyia smithii (pitcher-plant mosquito)
Lineage: Eukaryota; Metazoa; Arthropoda; Insecta; Diptera; Culicidae
Exons: 2
Coding region: 1-654 (217 amino acids)
Source: RefSeq, a predicted model, not a curated record